GUCGCUUCUUAAAUAUUUAGAGGUUACGAGAUGGCCUACGAGCAUUUUCAAAGGGUAUACCCUAUUUCACGAGGGUCGGAAUUAAUUAUCCGAUAACUGAGUGGCCCCAAAGUUCGGCCCAUCGUUUAGGUUGGAUGUAGUGGCACAUAUGCCAUAUGCCAUUCUGCUGCCCUGCUACAUCGUAACCAAUCUAGCCCUUACUCCGCCCAUCUUUCCGGUCCAUAACAUCAGCAAUUUGAAGUGAGACCAAGCCACUCCUUCUCCCUUCGUAUCAUGCUCUCCGGAAGUGAUUCCCGCCUUCUUCAGAUAUCGGUUCUCAUCUGGCCCUUGCAGUACUUGCUCGGGUCGUGGGACAGAGCGCUCCUUGUUGUAUGUGCCAUAUGCCUAUUACUGGAGUCGCAGAAAAGAAGCCGUGCUGAACGACUUGUGCAGGAUUUGAGGGAUGUGGAAAAGUUACAUCGAAUCAUUGUAGACGAGUGUCCAGUUUGGAUGGGCAUAUCCGCCAUCCUGGAAACUGUAAAAUGCGAGGCGUACCCUCAUAAACCGUCACCCGGGUGCGGAUGCCAUUUUGAUAUGAUGCACCUGCAUUUGAAUAAGCGGGGCAUGAAACACUAUGGAGCGACCCAUGAAAGUGAGAUAUUUCAAAAGUCUAUGGUGAAAGAUUAUAACCGAAGGCAGGAGGAUGUCGAUUUGGUUGCUUUGGCUUUCAAGAAAUCAAAGGACACCGGUCAGACUGUGGAAUUUGAAAUGCAUCUCGAGGUUCACCUUACCGCGGAUGGUAAUUGGACCAGCAAUGCGGAACCUGGAACAAGAUCGUCCAUACGGCAUAUUGUCUUCACAGCUAGUUAUGUCGGCCAUCAGGAUGGCACGGAGAGAUAUUUGUAUAUAUGUAGAGACAUUUCCGAAGAACGGGAAUACAUUGAUUCUCUCAAAGCAAGUGAAGCGCGAACAGGGUUAAUCUUGAGCACCACUGACGAUGGUAUCUAUGAAAUUUACUCAAACCAGAUCAUCAACCCCCUUUCGCUGCGUAUGUACGAGCAACUGGGAUAUACAAAGGAAGAAUUUUGCCGUCUUGUGGGGACAGUGCCCGAAUUCAUGAAGCUGUUGCAUCCAGACGAUGUGUCACUAGCAGAAGAAACCUUGCGAGAAGUUUUUGACGGUCGUUUAGAAAAGGUUAGACUAGAGAUGCGAGUGCAGUGCAAAAGUGGCGACUAUCGUUGGUUGUUAAGUCGGGGACGGGCGGUGAAGUUUGAUGAACAUGGUUUGCCCACGUCUCUGAUAGGAUCAAUGACAAAUAUACACGAACGCAAAACCGCUGAACUGACACUGGUAGAAAGGAACCGACAACUGGAUUCAGCUUUGCAGCAGGCGGCGGCGGCAGCACAGAGCAAGGCGGAGUUCCUCGCUAAUAUUUCGCACGAAAUUAGGACGCCGCUGAACGGCAUUAUUGGUCUCGGCAGCAUUCUCUGGGAGACUCCCCUUACGCAUGAUCAAAAAGACCUCCUAAAAUCGAUUCGCGAUUGCGCGGAUGGUCUCUUGCUCAUCGUCAAUGAUGUAUUAGACUUCUCCAAAAUCGAUGCCAAUAAGAUGGCCCUUGAAAAUCGCCCAUUCGAUUUACUGGGAUGCAUUGACAACGCCAUUUAUCUUUUGAAUUUGCGGGCGAGCGAGAAGGGAAUCGGAUUAUACAGCCGCGUUCGGGUAGGAACUCCGAGGUUCUUGUGGGGGGAUGGAAAUCGAUUGAGACAAGUGCUCAUGAACAUCAUUGGGAACGCAGUGAAAUUCACAAACCACGGCGAAGUAGUAGUCAACAUUGACUAUGAUCAUUUGGAUUCAAGCCGCUUUCUCGUCCACUUUCGGAUUAAAGACACUGGAAUUGGUAUCCCGGAUGAUCGUCGACACCUCCUAUUUAAACCAUUUUCGCAGAUUGAUAACUCGACAUCACGAAAGUACGGGGGAACAGGACUGGGGCUCGCUAUUUCGCAACGACUGGUUCAAAUGAUGGAUCCCAACUAUGGCAAACUGACUGUUGAGAGCCGGGAGGGGCACGGAAGUACGUUUUGUUUUUCGCUAGAGAUGAGAGUUUGUAGUUCGGAAGAGUCCGCGAAUAUCACAAAGGAGGAAGUCAAAGUCCAGCGAGAGGCGGCGAGAUUGGCCGAGAAGUUUCCGAUGAGUAUAUUAAUGGCGGAAGACAAUCCUGUUAAUCAAAAGCUAUGUCUACGGAUGUUACAGAGGUUAGGCUACACAGCUGACAUAGCAGGCAAUGGUCAGGAAGCAGUCGACGCAUGCAAAAAGAAGAAAUACGAUCUCAUUCUCAUGGACAUGCAGAUGCCUACUAUGUCUGGGGUUGAGGCAACACGUCUCAUACGUAGCGACCCGGACAUUCACCAACCAACCAUUUAUGCCUUAACUGCCAAUGCCAGGGAUACAGAUAAGGAUCUUUGUAUACGAGCUGGAAUGGAUGGACACAUCUCAAAACCGUUUAAAGCCGAGACACUUAUUGAAAUGAUGGAGCUUUGUGGGAAGGAGGUGUUGCGAAGGCAAACCCUGGGACUAUGAGGCGGAUGUGCCUGUGCCAAACAAGUUGCAUAGAAUGCUGGAGUUUAAUGUUUUUAGUUUUUUUUAUCUCAAGUUGCCAAUUUUUAAUGUUUCUAAUCGUAGACUGAU
Messenger RNA from Spizellomyces punctatus DAOM BR117, 2664 nucleotides. Its product is annotated as PAS domain S-box protein. NCBI's taxonomy places the organism in Eukaryota, Fungi, Chytridiomycota, Chytridiomycetes, Spizellomycetales, Spizellomycetaceae. The record is from RefSeq and is a predicted model, not a curated record. Gene Ontology annotation, molecular function: protein binding; phosphorelay sensor kinase activity. Gene Ontology annotation, biological process: phosphorelay signal transduction system; phosphorylation. The transcript is spliced from 16 exons. Bases 274 to 2556 code for a protein of 760 amino acids.